Messenger RNA from Megalopta genalis, 1688 nucleotides. RefSeq names its product BTB/POZ domain-containing protein twz (gene twz). The record is from RefSeq and is a predicted model, not a curated record. Gene Ontology annotation, molecular function: protein binding. Lineage: Eukaryota; Metazoa; Arthropoda; Insecta; Hymenoptera; Halictidae. Gene Ontology annotation, biological process: protein homooligomerization.
AGGCCAGUAGUGGUGGUAGCAGCCAGCGCGAACGCUCUGACACCGGAGAAGACACUUCAGUCCCAUUAAGGCUGCGGUGGCGCGCGGCUCGCGCUCUUUCCACCUCUCGUAAGAAGACACAUGAACGGUGACCACGUGGACACCUGUGCGCGACACACGCGAGAGAACUUUCCCGCGAACGCUUCACGCUGGCUCGGGCCGAGUUGUGUUCUGUUCCCUGGUGAUCGCUCGGCGGAUUCGAAAUCGUCAACCGUGGACACCAAAACAACCGUCAACCUGGAGCCCACGUGUCAGAAACGACGGAAAUGUGAGGCCGACGGAAAGGAGGCGAAGCCGGAGCUGGCACAACGCAAUAUGUUCCCUAGCGCUCAAAUUAAAAUGAGAUUGCUGUCGCCAAGCAGUUCGCCGGCCACGUCGCCCACAAUGUCGAAUUCCUCGUCGCCGACGCCGCCGACGCCGGCUACACCGACUUACAAUCAGAAGAUGACCGGGAUACCUUGCGUGGCCGCUGCUUCCAGGUACACAGCUCCAGUUCACAUCGACGUAGGUGGCACGAUAUACACGUCCUCGCUGGAAACACUGACCAAGUAUCCAGAGUCGAGGCUAGCGAAAUUAUUCAACGGCAACAUCCCCAUCGUUCUGGACUCCCUGAAGCAGCACUAUUUCAUCGACAGGGACGGCGGCAUGUUCAGACACAUAUUGAAUUUUAUGAGAAACUCCCGACUGCUGAUACCAGAUAAUUUCGCUGAUUUGGAUUUGCUGCUAGAGGAAGCGCGAUACUUCGACAUUGCACCGAUGUGCAGGCAGCUCGAACAGAUGAAGAAGGAGCGUAUAAAAAACGGUUCGACGACCACGUCGACGUCAUCCCCGAGUCCGCCUCCAGCCAGCCAGUUCAGCAACCGUGGCUCCGGUUGUACAACGGUGCCCUGCAACCGGGACUCCGAUAAAGUGCGGGGCAACGAGGGCAACUGCAGCUACGAGUGCGUCGCCUUGCACGUCAGCCCGGACUUGGGUGAACGGGUGAUGCUGUCGGGUGGUAGCGCGCUUUUGGACGAGGUGUUCCCGGAGACGACGCAAGCGGUGAUCGACGCUCGUUCCGGCGUCGCCUGGCACCAGCAGGACGCCCGCUACGUGAUCAGGUUCCCGUUGAACGGUUUCUGCAAGCUGAACUCCGUGCAGGCGAUCACCAGGCUGCUGAACGCAGGGUUCCGCGUGGUCGCCAGCAACGGCGGCGGCGUCGAGGAGCAACAGUUCUCGGAGUACCUGUUCGUGCGACAGGCCGUCAACACCUGACGGAGCACCGCGCACCAGCGCAAAACGAGCUCGAGGACGGUCCGCUGCCUGCAGCAGGAUCUGGACCACGAGUGAGUUGUCUCCAGGAGAAGAAUAUCGAAGACUGUGUCACGGAUGAUCGUCUGAUCCAGCGAAGCACCGCGCGCUGCUUCAGCUUCCGAGGAUCGUUCGGGAGAUUUUCGUACGUCGAGCGCGUUGAUUCGAACCUCUCUAACCUGCGCCCCGCUUCGGGCGUAGGGUUCUGAAAAUUGUCUGAAUAGCCGGGCCUCGCCGAGCGAGGACUUCGCGGGAUACGUCGAUGCAGGUUUUGCAUUUGAAAUUAAUUCUUCGAUCGACGAAACUCGGAUCGAAUAUAAAAAUUGAACGGUUCUUUGUAAAUAAUUGUCGAAGGACGA